CUUUCACUUUCACUAACCGGCGGGACAAGGUGAUGCGUGUGGCUAAGUGCUCCGUCCACAUUAUUCUCGCCUGUGUCCCGUCUAGCCAAUCUCGUCGCAUCCUCAAGCCUCACUUUAUUCACGGCAAUCUUCUUCCAUCACGGAAACGGUCUUCUGCGAUGAGAGAUCGGAAACUGACGGACGUCCCUCGUACGGCGUUGCUGCAGAGUACAAAAGACGAGCAUCAAUUCGUCAUGACAGCAUACGUCUCAACCACAACCGCUCGUCUUCUCUCGCAGCAAUGGACUUCAAGCACUCGGCCGAUCGCUCCUCUUACCAAUCGAUAGCCUCACACCUACCCAUUGGUGUGUUUCUCCAGCCACCAGCCCACAAAUUCGCCAAGCUACGCCUUACCCUCGUACUGUCCAGCUCCCUCUUCGCCUUUGCACUCUCCAUCGUAGGCCUCUACUCGGCACGCAUCCAGCCCAUCAAGCUCUACCAAGACGGCACAAGCGCAAGCAGCGUCUAUGACGUCUUCUUCGGUCUCCUCGCCUCGGUCCUCGGAGGUCUCAUCGCCAUCGGCUUCGGCGCGGGCUUGGGCGCUGUCCUCACAAAACGCUUCUCUGCUCGCGGCGCCGAGGCAGGCCAGUGGCUCCUAGCCCCAGAAGCCCUGCGAGGUCGCCCAACAUGGCGAGCCGGACCCUUGCUCCUUUGCGUCAGCAUCAUCGUCGCAAUGGUAUACGCGCUCAGCCAUGCCGCCGCCACUACCCUCCUCGCCCCGGUCCGCACCGUAUUCAACGAGACGUGGGCUGGCCAAUACAGCGUCGGCCGCCGCUUCGACGUCGCCCUCACGUCGCUCGCGAGCGUUGACGCCGUCGAUCUCGCCGGUCACGAUCCGGCCGAGGUGUCGCAGAUGUACCCGAUCUACCUUGCCCUGGGUCUCAAUCCGGCCACGACUCGGAUAGCGGACACUUUUGGCCCCCUCGCCUUCACGUCCCUCGACCAAAACCCCGCCCAGCCGUACGUCGAGCUCAACAUGUCCCAGUACAUGGUAGUAGACGCCCCACUCAUCCACGCCAGCUGCACGCCAGACGCAAGUUGCGCCACCCUGUCCAGCAGGUGCAAUUUGACCGUAGGAUGGAGCGAGCAAGUCCUCUACCGCUUGCCCGAUACGACACUUGCGCUGGGCAAGCACGAGGGCAUCCAGUCCGUAUGGCAGAGGACGCUCAAUCUCUCUAGCCUGCAGGAGGAGACGAUGCAAUUGUGCAGCAGCAGCGACAAGUUCAAGCAGUCGGCUACUCGCUUCCUCGAGGUUGCCGCGCUCGCAGCGUAUAACAAGACCAUCAACGGGGACAAGAGGGCCUUCGAUGCGCCGAGUUUGAGUCCGGGUCAAGCACAUGGCAGACGUGCUGAUUCGCCACCGGACGUUCAUCCAUCGAAGGGGCUCAUGGCCGUCGUGGAUCCGAAGUGGCACAGCGACGACCACGAUUAUGAGCAAUCAGGACCUGCUCGUGUGCCCGAGACCAUUGGAGUCGAUACGAGCUCGCCGACGGUCUCUGGACAGGCUAUCCCUGAUCCCCCAGCUCGUACGCCUGUGUUUUCCUCAGCAGAUGAGACAAAGACGGCUUUCAGAGAGGUGGACAGCUUCACGGCGCAACAGCAGCAACCCACGCCGAGUGAGACGCCGGUUGGCGCUCCUGCCACGCUGCCCUACUCCGCCAGCAGCAACGAGGGAAACAAUCUAGCAGCCACAGCAAGCUCGGCUGCAUCACAAGUCGUGCAGCAGGCGCAAAGCCAGACUACGCCAGCUCCCGUGGUCCAGGCUCCGGCUCAGGCUUCAAGCUCGAUCUCCGCAGCGCAAGACCUCAGCAGCCAUGUGGGCGGCUUUGGCGUCAUCCAGACCACCGCCGCCGCCGGAACCGGCACAGACGCAUCCGGCCGCAUCGUCAAGGUGAUCGGCCCCUCAGCCACCAGUACAGCCACGGGCGCGACGGGAAGCACAGCGCCGCCUUCCGCUUCCUCGUCCUCGCGGGGCUCCUCCGACCUUUCCGUAGUCCUCUCCGCCCUCCCCGGCACACUCAUCCACUCGGUAGACUACUGGUGUCUCUUCACCCUCGCCAGCCAAGAGUGGUACUGCGCCAUGCUCCUCGCCAUCGCUUCGGCCUGCCUGGUCAUGGCCGCCGCCUGCCUUCGUGCGCCCGUGGGAAUCGACGCGAGCUCGGGCGGAUCCGUCGGGCUGGCUGUUGCGCAGAGUGAGGCGGCGAGGAUUGGGCUGGCCGGGGUGAAAAGCGAGAAGGAGCUGAACAGGCGUGUCGAUGCGUACUCGAGGGGCAUGGAGGAGGGGAGGUUGGGCUGGUUGAGGACGCCGGGAGGGAGGGCGAAGCUAUACCCUGUCACGUCGUGAGCGAGAGUAUCGCUCGUACAGAUACCUCAUCAAUGUCACCGCCACUGUCAUCGUCAUCUCCGGUAGAGCAAUACAUCACACGUAGAACAGCGCCUCGUCUCGCCUCACAAGGGUCAGAGGAGAGAGGUCAAUGCAUCGGGGCUUUGAUUGGAAGAAGCUAAUGCGUCGAGCAGAUAACGAUGGAACGAUGGGCUUCGAAAAUGGGUCCCCCGACCAUGUCCGGGGGCGGGAGCGGGAGAUGCUCCUUGUUACCGCUGCUGUUGUCUUCGAAGCAAUCGACCCAAUAGGGGACGCUGUCGUAGGCCGGCGUGGUGCGCCGGCUGCAUCUCGACGCCAGCAGUGAAUCGAUUGCUGC
Molecule: messenger RNA, 2738 nt
Organism: Jaminaea rosea
Lineage: Eukaryota; Fungi; Basidiomycota; Exobasidiomycetes; Microstromatales
Exons: 1
Coding region: 281-2383 (700 amino acids)
Source: RefSeq, a predicted model, not a curated record